AGCUCGAGGAUGGGAUGAAGGUCCUCGAGGGUCUUACAGUGAAGAUGUUGAGUAUAGCUCGAGGACUCUCUCUGCAAGGGCUCGAGGAGGCCAAGAGGGCAGCUGGGGUCGAGACGUCCAUGGCCUCUAAGGACAGCAGGAUUCAAGACCUCGAGGCCCAGAUCGAGGUUUUACUGAAGGAGCGUGAUGACGCGAGGAGGGAGGCUGCGAAGGCCAGUGAUGACUUGGUUGCAGCAAAGGAUGAGGUCGAGGGGGCGAGGCUCGAGCUCAUCCAGAAGACAGAGGAUUUCGGGCGCGAGCUCGAGGCUGUCAGGGAGAGGGCUUGGGAGGAGUUUAAAACCUCCGAGGACUGCGACAAGAUAAAAGGGGAGUAUGCGUCGGGGGCGUACUUCCAUGCUCUGAAAGAAGCCCGGGCCUUUCUCAGGCAGAAGUUGCCCGACGUCACUCCAGACGACCUGAAGACGGUGCCUUCCAUUGCUGAUACAUUGGAGCUCUCGGGUUCGGAAGAUGGAGGAGGAUCGGGUGGAGAUGUUGAGGAUGGUCUUGAGGACGACGUUGAGAUCGACAUUAGCAACCUCGACCCUCCUCUUGGCCACAUUGGAUGACUUCCCCACCCCAAUCCUUUGUAAUUUUUUGGUUUAAUUUUGACAAUGUAAAUUGAUCGAGGAUUAUGUAUGUUUAGUUAAUUUAUUCGAACUAUUUAUCUCGA
This is a messenger RNA of Olea europaea var. sylvestris, 709 nucleotides long. RefSeq lists its product as uncharacterized. NCBI's taxonomy places the organism in Eukaryota, Viridiplantae, Streptophyta, Magnoliopsida, Lamiales, Oleaceae. The transcript has 2 exons. The record is from RefSeq and is a predicted model, not a curated record. Bases 15 to 605 code for a protein of 196 amino acids.